Thlaspi arvense is the source of this 2778-nucleotide messenger RNA. The record is from the annotation of a GenBank genome assembly. Lineage: Eukaryota; Viridiplantae; Streptophyta; Magnoliopsida; Brassicales; Brassicaceae.
AUGGACAAGACAAAGCUUCUUGAAUUCCAAGAGAAGAUCCAUGAAAGACUCGCGAUCACUCCCACUCUCCCACCAAUCUCUUCUCCUUCUUCUCACUCUUCCAAAAUGGUGGGGAGAGUGAUAUACCCGAUUAAUUACGGAGCUGACCCAACAGGUGGACAAGACAGUAGUGACGCAAUACUCGAAGCUUUAACCGAUGCUUUUCAGUUACAAACUGGGCUUCAGAUGCUGCCACGUGUCGCCGAUCUAGGAGGUCUUAUUAUUGAUCUUCAAGGUGGCAGUUACAAGAUCGGAAAACCUCUCAGGUUCCCUUCCUCCGGUGGCGGAAAUCUCGUGGUAAAAGGAGGGACUUUCCGAGCAUCGGAAGUGUUUCCCGGUGAUCGGCAUUUGGUCGAGCUCGUACCAUCGAACUCCGUGAAACAAACGGAAAUCUCGCCGGAGGAUUCUUUCUCCGAUCAGAAAGACCAGGACUCCGGGAUCGUCUACGAAGACGUGACCUUCCAAGGCGUGCUCUUCGACUCAAGCUUCAGAGGAGGGGGUAUAUUGGUAAUUGACUCAGCUCGUAUCCGUAUAACCAAUUGCUACUUCCUUCAUUUCACAACACAGGGGAUUAAAGUCCAAGGAGGUCACGAAACAUACAUUUCAAACUCCUUCUUGGGUCAACAUUCAACGGUAGGCGGAGACAAACAAGAAAGAGAAUUCUCCGGGACAGGAAUCGACAUCUCGAGCAACGACAACGCCAUAACCGACGUCGUGAUUUUCUCGGCGGGAAUCGGUAUCUCGUUGAGCGGUGGUGCGAACAUGGUCACGGGAGUGCAUUGCUAUAACAAAGCUACAUGGUUCGGUGGAAUCGGCAUCUUAGUGAAAUCUCAUUUAACGAGGAUAGACAACUGUUACCUUGAUUACACAGGUAUAGUCAUUGAAGAUCCUGUUCACGUUCAUGUCACAAACGCUCUCUUCUUGGGAGAUGCGAACAUCGUGUUGAGAUCGGUACACGGGAAGAUCUCAGGGGUGAACAUCGUCAAUAACAUGUUUAGUGGGACUCCUAAAAACAAUUUCCCGAUCGUGAAGCUAGAAGGAGAGUUUCACGAGAUUGAUCAAGUUGUGAUUGAUCAGAACAAUGCGGAAGGGAUGAUGUUGAAAUCAACGACCGGGAAAGUGAAGGUUUCAGCGAAUGGGACGAGAUGGGUCGCUGAUUUUGGCCCGGUUUUGGUAUUCCCAAACCGGAUAAACCAUUACCAGCAUUCGUUUUUGGCUCAAUCAGGGGAGAUUCCUGCGAAUGCAGUGACUAAUGUUUCAAACAAUGUGGUAGUUGUAGAGACCGAUAGGGCUGUAACUGGAACCGUGUCAGUCAUUAAGAAGACAGAAAUCAAGAAAGACAAAAUGAGACUCCGUUGCUUGGUUUGCUUGUUACUGUUUCUCCUAACAAUGUCAAUGGAGUUUGAAGAGACAUUAUCCUUCAGAAGAAGAGAUAUGACAAAGCUUUCAGAAUACCAAGACAAGAUCCAAGAAAGACUCAUGAUCACUCCCACUCUCCCACCAUUGUCUUCUCCUUCUUCGCACUAUCCCAAAAUCGUGGGGAAGGUGAUAUACCCGAUUGGUUACGGAGCUGAUCCGACAGGUAGACAAGACAGUAGUGACGCAAUACUAGAAGCUUUAACCGAUGCUUUUCAGUUGCGGACCGGGCUUCACAUGAUGCCACGUGUAGCCGAUCUAGGAGGUCUAGUUAUUGAUCUCCAAGGUGGCAGUUACAAGAUCGGAAAACCUCUCAGGUUCCCUUCCUCCGGCGGAGGAAAUCUCGUGGUAAAAGGCGGGACUUUCAGGGCAUCGAACGUGUUUCCAGGUAACAGACAUUUGGUCGAACUCGUACCACCAAACUCUGGGAUCUUCUUUGAGGAUGUGACCUUUCGAGACAUUCUAUUCGACUCGAGCUUCCGAGGAGGAGGUAUUUUGGCAAUCGACUCAGCUCGUAUACGUAUAACCGAUUGCUACUUCCUCCAUUUCACAACACAGGGGAUUAACGUCAAGGGAGGUCACGAGACAUAUAUUUCAAACACCUUCUUGGGGCAACAUUCAACUGUAGGAGGAGACCAGCAAGAAAAAGAGUUUUCCGGGACAGGAAUCGACAUCUCCAGUACCGAUAACGCCAUAACAGACGUAGUGAUUUUCUCGGCUAGGAUCGGUAUCUCUUUGAGUGGCGAGGCGAACAUGGUCACGGGGGUGCAUUGCUACAAUAAAGCCACAUGGUUUGGUGGAAUCGGCAUUCUAGUGAAAUCGCGUUUAACGAGGAUAGACAACUGUUACCUUGAUUACACAGGUAUAGUCAUCGAAGACCCUGUUCACGUUCAUGUCACAAACUCUCUCUUCAUAGGAGAUGCUAACAUCGUCCUGAGAUCAGCACGCGGGAAGGUCUCCGGGCUAAACAUCGUCAACAACAUGUUUAGCAGUACCUCGGGGAAAAAUUUCCCGAUCGUCAAGGUGAAAGGAAAGUUUCACGAGGUUGAUCAAGUUGUGAUUGAUCAGAACAAUGCAUCAGGGAUGAGGCUGAAAUCAACAACCGGGAAGUCAAAGGUUUCUUCCGCAAACGGGACAAGAUGGGUCGCUGACUUUAACCAUGCCUUGGUAUUCCCAAACCGGAUAAACCAUUACCAGCAUUCGUUUUUGGCUCAAUCCGGACAGAUUCCUGCGAAUGCAGUGACCAAGGUUUCAAACAAUGUGGUAGUUGUAGAAACCGAUAGAGCUGUAACUGGAACCGUAUCAGUCAUUGUCUAUCAGUAG